GGCAGAUAAUGGCGGCCGUGAAUUGCGACGUCAGCGCCACUGGCUCGUACCAGAAUUUUUCCAAAGAGUAACAACGGAAAAGAAGCCUGAUACUUUGUCAGGAUGGCAGUUGCUGAGAUAUGUCACCUGAAAUUAUACAUGUUAAUUGGAUAGAAGAAAGCCAAUUGCAUGCAUUUCCAGGACAUUUGAGAGCGAAUGUUAUCCAAGAACUGUACAUCGACUAAGUCAUACAAAAUACAAAGCAAUGGAGGGAGAAAAUGAGCAUGCUACUGCCUGUGCUAAACCAACAGCACAAGCCAACGGUGUGGUUGCAUCAACAACUAUGAUCAAGCUAAUAACAAAUGCCAAGACAUCUGAGCUGUGCGCCUCCACGAGCAAGCAGAGCCCCCUGGUGGCGACGAAGCUGACCGGCUGGCUGCGCGACCACAUAGCCGCCAGUCACAUCGCCGGUCUGGAGUGGAUCGACGAGGAAGCGCAGAUGUUCAAGAUCCCCUGGAAGCGAGCGUCCGAUCGGAACUUCGACGGGGACGAGGACUCUCUGUUGUUCUGGAACUACGCGCUGUACAGCGGCAAAAACCCGUUUGAGGGUGACCUUGCCAGUCAUAAGAAGAGGCUCAGUGAUGCGCUGUUCUGUAACCAGGACAUACUCGAGCACAAGGAUCUGCGUGUGAAUAACGGAGCGUCCCCUUACAGGGUGUUCCAGUUUGUGCAGCAGAAGCGGAGGCGGAGAAGAGGAUCAAGCUUGGGGCGAAAACAUAAGAAGAAGCCCUUUCUCUUGAAGAAAUACAAAAUUGGGCAAGGGUCUUCUUCUAUCAAUCAUAUGUCAGGAAGGAAGAAGGCUGUAUCGCAUGGAGCUGCAAAACCAGCAACUCCAGAAGCAGAUUGCGGGUCGCGAGUGGACUACCACCCUCUGAUGAAGCUUAAGUAUUCAUACGUGAGGCAGGCCGGUGACACUUGUGAACAGAUGAUGGACUUACGCGGCAGCAUGAAAGGACCGCCGUUACUAAAAUGUUUCUUCUGCGCCCGUAAGCUCGAGAACAAUGUACAGCUGAUGGAACAUUACGAGGCGCACAUCGCUCGCAAUCAGUCGUUCGUGAGUGAGAUUGAGGACCUCACUGUGUGUAGACGCUGCUGCAUCAGCCUAGACACGCCCCACGACCUACAGACCCACCUCAACGAGGUGCAUCAGCUGACGGCGUCUACAUCGUGUCUCAUCUGUCUGCGUAACCUCGGCAGCGAGGCGGGACUCCUCGUCCACAUGAAGCAGACGCACGUCUCGGGCGAGACUCCGUACACCUGUGAGGUCUGCCGCUUCCGCACGUCACAGUACCGAGACCUCACCGCCCACUAUAGACAGGUGCACACCAGAGGGCAGUACGUGCUGUGUCCAUACUGCCUGCGCGCGUUUCGCUCGAACACGAACAACGCUCACUACAUUAUUCACCUUCGCAAGCAUCUGAACAAGGGAGUGAAACCGUGCGACAGCUGCAGUCUGGUGUUCGUGUCGGCAGCAGACCUGAUCAGUCACCGCGCCACGUGUCACGGCGUCGCCAGCGUCACCACCGACAAAACCGGAGAGACUACGGUGGAAGUUGUGGAACUUUGUUUGAAUCACAAUGCAGAGAAAAAGGGAAGCAAUCAAAACGGUGACGAUGGAAUGCUGACAUGCCUGAAUGUGUUGCCACCGCGUAAGGACUAUGUUGGCCUGCGACUGUUCAUACCAACAGACAUUUGCUGCAUAGAGUGUGACUACCCCAUGAGCCGAAUGAACCAUUUCAUAAAACACAUGAUGUGCCCCAUCUGUCGCUACGGAACCAACUGCAGCACAGCGUUCGCCGAGCACGUUCUGAUGUCACACGGAAACAAGCGAACAGCGUCUGACCAGCGUCUGCUAGAGAAGGAGUGGGCGUGUGCCUGCGGCUUCACAACGAAUCUUGGCAAUGCCCUCGCAUCACACCUCAUGGAGUGUGGAUCGGGGACGGCGUAUCGAGGACAGAAGCUGCGCCGCUACGUCACGCGCGCUUACCCUGGAAACCCGGAUGGGAUCUUCCGCAAGAGCCUGUCGUUGCUCGCCUCCAGGGACCCGGCUGGUGCAGCGAUCGUCACCGACGCUGAGGGAGACGCGACGGACGGUGAAUCGCGACGCAUCGAGUCAGUCACCGACGGGUAUCUUGCGGUGGUGGCGGGAUGGAGAGAUCGACAUUCCGCAGGCAAGCAGUGCCGUGCGAUGUCGCAUGACCCUGCGCCGUCCGCCGCCCGGCAGACAGACAGCCGAAGCUUCAAACGCAGACGAAUCAGACGAUUGUGGUCACCGAGGGAAACACGAGAAUGUGCGGCUGACGAUGAAACGCACAUGAGGUGUGAAAAUGACGCAGAGCACCCGGAUGCCAGGCCACCGCUGAUCACAGCUGAUCCAGCAGGGGGCGCCAUUGCAGAUCGGGCGAUCAACAGUAACCAUCCACGCGUCAAUCUUCCUGCCUCGCUCCUCCACGCCUCGGCAGCAGGGGGCGCCUCCGCAGACUCGCCACGUUUCCGCGGCUGCUGCUCGGCGAACGCUGCCGUGCGUCAUGACAAGUGCGACUUCCUCUCCCGCGUGCGUCUCUGCUCCCUCCCCGGCGUCGUCUCUCCCGCGCGACGCCCCCGCGGCGGUGAAGCGUGGGGGGGACACCCGCGCAAGCGCGUCGGUGUUCACCGGCAGCCGCAGGGCAGCGAGGAGGAGGGGGAGGAGGAGGGGGAGGGCUCGUGCACGGACCGGUGGCAGACGACGCGACGACACGUCGGCUGCGUUCCCGCGCCGCUGUGGGGCGAUGCCAUCAAGAACAUAGAGCUCGGCGGCGGCGGCGGCGUGGCAGGGGGCGCCACGGUGCUGCCGUACCCGGAGGAAGAGUUGCAGCUGCACGCUCGGCUCGCGGCGGUGUGCUACGAGGCGGCAAGCGGCGGGGCGAGGGAGCGUGGCGAUGCAGCAAGCGGCGGGGCGAGGGAGCGUGGCGAUGCAGCAAGCGGCGGGGCGAGGGAGCGUGGCGAUGGCAGCAAGCGGCGGAGCAGAGGAGCGAUGGCGACUGGCAGCAGCGCGCGGCCGGGGCCGCAGUGGAAGCGCGUUCGAUCUACGCGCUGCGACCGAGUGGAGGCAGUCGGCUCCCCCAAUGCGGCGACGAGCGACUUGAUCGGCCAGUUUCCUCGUCUUGGUGUCGCGGCCGCUGCCGGCGACGACGACAGACGGACGCGAUGGCGGUUGCACGAUGAUGGCAGUGAGGCAGCAUGCCGGUUGCUCGUCCCACACGACGUUACUACCACCCACCCGGACGACGAUGACGACGCGUACGGUAUCGCGCAGAUCCCCCGGCCGGCGGGCGCGGCGGCGAUGGAGGAGGUCGGAGGGAAGAAGCAGGAGGAGAAGGAGAAGAAGAAGAGGAGGAGGUGA
This is a messenger RNA of Priapulus caudatus, 3421 nucleotides long. RefSeq lists its product as uncharacterized. Gene Ontology annotation, cellular component: nucleus. The record is from RefSeq and is a predicted model, not a curated record. Bases 245 to 3421 code for a protein of 1058 amino acids. The transcript has 18 exons. Gene Ontology annotation, biological process: regulation of transcription by RNA polymerase II. NCBI's taxonomy places the organism in Eukaryota, Metazoa, Priapulida, Priapulimorpha, Priapulimorphida, Priapulidae. Gene Ontology annotation, molecular function: DNA-binding transcription factor activity, RNA polymerase II-specific; transcription cis-regulatory region binding.